GAAUAACUCACCACCACUUGCGACCCGCAGAUGCCAUCAACCCAUUGGCGUGGAUCCAAUCCUGAGCUUACGAUAGCUCUCUCUCUACAUCCAUAUUAUCGCCGCGAUGUUUAAUACGUCAACAAAUGGCGCGACACCGCAGCCAACCGUGAGAAACACCCGGCGACGCCCAAGACCUCCAUCGAAUGAAGGCAGCCUCAGCGCACCGAAAGGAAAGCGGCAAAGGCUGAACGACCAGACAUUUGUACCGCCUGGAGCUGGGCCGGAGAUGGAAGAAACGAGGAACUCGAUGGUUGCUAGUCUUGCUCGACCUGGGAGCGCAGGGGAAGCUAUUGCUUUGCAACGAGAGAUCGCAGUCAGAGGAAAGAAACCAAGAUCGGGAGAGCGAAUUACGAAGGGUGAUGGAAGCAGUGUGCUUACAUCGAACGAUACAUAUACUGUUAGCAAGCUCCCUGCCCUGCCAGAUCUCUUGAAGACAGACAGCACAGUUGAACAGCAUGGCGCCAUCAAUUCAGAGAAUGGCUAUGCCCUCACCCUUACACACACCCACGCAAUUGUAUGGCCAUACGCUGCUAACAUACAAUCCCCCGAAACCUUCAUGUUUGCUCUUCCACAGCCUUCAAAACGCGCCUCCGACCCACUUCCACUUGGAUCUCUCGUGUCUCAUUCAGCGUCUUCCACAGAACCUGGACUUGUAGUUGUUAUUCCCACGAGCGGCAAAAUAACAUACUGGGAAUCGGUUUCUAGUGCGGCGACUCUAGACCUCAGACUUCAGCGAAAUGGAGUGGAACUAUCGAUCCCUGGAAUGAUAUCGGGGGAGACCGUUAUCCAAAUUUUGAAUGCUGAAACUGCCGGUUUCGUGCUCGCUUUCAGCACUGGUAGAAUUGCAUACAUGGCCGUCAGAGAUGGACAAGGAAGACCUGCAAUUUCCGUACAGUUUCUCCGUGCUGGAAAUGGGCCAGCCAGUGGUAGUUUCUUUGGCAGCCUGCGGAAUGCAUUGUCGAGCUCGGCUUGGCGUGGAGACAUUGCUGCGGUUCGAGCAGGACGACACGAUAAUAAGGUGGGAGAGCGGAGCAUAGUUAUGGCGACAACCAAGGGCAAGCUGCAAUCCUGGAAUAUACACCGCGGCGGACAUGCAGACAUCACCGGAGAUGCAGAAGGUCGAGAAGAAAUUGUGAUGGCCAUCAAAGCUGCAAAUCCUGCGCUGAAUGACUUGCUCAUUGAAGGCUUCGAAAUCCAUGACUUCACAUACAUCCCAAAAUCGGCUGUCGAGCCUCAAUUUAGCGAUCAGAGCGGCGUCACGCAAUUGAUGUUGUUGACCUCCCUGACACACCGACAAAACUCGCAUUAUUUCUUGGUCAGUGUGGACCUGAAGGCCACAAAACUGUCCGUCACAGAUAUUCGGCCUAUCACUUCUUACACAACACCCCCCAGUCGAGACGCAACCUCAAAACCUCGACUGUACCUUCCAAGCCCAGCACUCAUGGCAUAUGUAGUUUUCGCUCGCGCGGUUGUUGUGAUUUCAACCGCCAAGCACCCCGAAUCCCCAGAAAAUCAACUUCGGUCUGAAAGCCACCUUCUCCCACAGCCCUUUGAGGAUGUGAUAGACUUGCGGCGAGAUAUGAACAUUGAGAUUGUUGGGUCUGGCAUGGAAGAGCCACAUGGGUCCUCGCUGGUACUUGACACCAAAUCUCGCCGUUUCAAGGCCAAGCACCCAGCAGCUGUUCUUAUAGUUCGAGGUGGUGGUGUAGUUCGCGUUGCUGCCACCGAUAAAAUCAAAUUGAUCUCUACCGACGCGCCGCAGGUCGAUGCUUAUAGCAAAUUGAAGCAGGCCGUUUUCUACGGGGCUAUCAAGGACAAUCCUCUGAGCUUUAAAGUUCGACCAGAGCUUGAAUUUCCGGCUGAACAAGUAGGCAAGGCGGCCAUCAAACUCAGUGCAGAGAUUCUGGGAUCAGAAAACCUCCCCACUCUAGCUGUCAGUCAAAGUCUGCAGAAGCGAGCCACUUUAUUGAAAGAUCUUGCGACUUACUUGAAGGCCAGCGGAGUCGCCUUGGAUCGACUCACAAAGUGGCAACUACUGGGAGACGCCGAAAAGAUUGCAGCAGCAACAACCAUGUGGAAACGUCACGACGAAACUGUGAGACAUAUGCCAGAUGGUAAGAAGGGUGAUCUCAUGUCCGAGCUUGUCGAAUACAUCAACGAAACCCAAAAGCAUGAACCGUCCAAGGAAAAGGGUGAAGUUGAUGCAGUGAGACAUUGGUUCAUCAACGAUGUUCCUAAGAUACAGAUCGCGAUACCUUGGGCAUUUCAGGUCAUCAAGUACACCUAUCAGGAUGGCCAGAAAGAUCAUGCAUCUGUUAUGGACCUUUUGAGCGAGGCCGAUGAUCUGGUGAUGGGUGCGAUACAGAGCGCCUUCGACUUUCGAACAGCCAACUUGGGUCUUUACGGCCUUGGAGGCGAACAACUCGAGCAUGGUAUUCUGAAAUCUGACUACGAGGGACUCCCAGAGUUCUGGACAUCUACAUUUUUCAUUGCCGAAAAUCUUAGGAAGCAGGUUGAUUUAGGUGGUAUGCUUUUGAGAGAAUAUAUCGGGAAACCUAUUGGGCAGGGUGACCCAAGCGCAGAGGUGGUCGACAAGAUUCGACUUGAAUUUCCCGACCUCAUCGAUACAGCUAUUCGGUCUAAUACUGAGCGCAUCAAAUGGAGCUUAGCGCAGCAUUCGCAAAGUGAUCAAGAGCAAGCAAGCCAGAUGGAAUCAGCUUUGAGCGAUGUUGAGGAUAAACACCUUAGUAGCCUUGCCGCCGACAUGGAUCUCACAGAUAGAGCACUCGCCUUGGCCGAGAAACAUGAGAUUUUACCAGUUCUGGCACGCCUACUACUGUGGAAGUUGGAUUCAAGCCGCAUACAAUCCCUACAACCCGGCCUCAGCGACGAGGAUGCCGAUUACCUGGAAGCUCGAUCUAAGCAAAUGAAGGAUUCAGUGCAACAACUCUUCGUGAAGUUUGGCACUAAAUGGGCGAAGGCAUUGUUCGAGCACGAAAUAGACAGUGGAUUGAUGGAACAACUUCUGGAUGAAUGGAAGGAUGAACAAACAUAUCUGACCGAAUUUCUUCGGAGCAAGCCAGAGUACGCGAAAGUUUCGUGGAUCAAUGAUGUUACUCGAGAGAGCGAUCUUGAAACGGCUUCCACAGCACUUCUCGACCUCGGUCUCAGGCAUGAAUCGGACUUGUGGAGCAAGAAGAUCGAGUUGAGCCUGGGCAAGCUGGCCUUCCUCUCCACACAGGACUACAGCGAGCCUGUUGGAAGUUUGCCAGAUGAACACAACUCGGAGCUUCCACGUGCUUCCAGUCAACUUGGGCUGAUCAGGAUCCAAAAUCAGGUCUAUAAUUUUGUUCUUCCAUCUAUUGCGGCAGCAAUCGACGAAAAUGCUGAGCUCCAGCUAGCCCUUGAAGCACAUAGCAACCGAAAACUACGGAAGCAGCUUAUGCUGUCGAAUCUGUUACAAGAAAGCAUGGCGCGACUCAUCAAGCAAGAGGCCAUGCCUGUUGCAGAGCUUGUCGACCUUCUGACACUGAUGGGAACGCAGGUGGAGACCCUUGCUCAAGAGAAUUUUAUCUACUCCCGAUUCUUCCUUGCACUCCAAGCCAUAAGUUAUGGUGAGUUCAACAAGGACGAGCAGCAACUGAUGCAGCGUAUUGUUUGGAGACGCUGCAUGCUGAGCGACAACUGGGCGGAAGUGAACAACACGACUUCAAAGGACGAGCAGCAGCAUGAUGAGCAACUCCGAAAGACCGCCCUGUACCAAACAUUGUACUGCUGCUUCAAGAAUAGUUUCUUUGAGAAGAACAAGAACAUGAAGCCGAUGAAUAAUAAGGAAGUACUAGGCGCUGGUGUAGCUGAUGUGGAGAGUCGGUUCACCAAUACUGAUGCGAGCACCCUGGAGAGAAUUGUGGGUGACAUGCAAGUCGAGGACGAUAGCUUGCAGCUCGAGGACAAGAAUAGACUCGGGGAUUGGUACCAGACUGUGCUGGACAAGGCGAAGCAAGACUACGAGACUGAGCUUGCGGAAGAGACAGAUGAUGGGAAGAAUAUGCAACAAGCACAGGCUCGACUCGUCCUAGCAGAAGGAGAAAUUAGGGAGAAAGAGCUGAAGAGAGCUGACGCCUUGUUACACUCCAAGCAACGAUACAGGCCUAAGCCUAAAGCAAACGGCCACCUUGGAAAGUUUCGACAGUCGAUCAGAACUUGAAGUUUUCGGGAGGAGUACAGAGGGAUUUGAGGGUCGCAAACGGAGGAUGGUGUGAGACAUGUCCGCAGCGCGGUGUAACAAUCUCUUGAAUUGGAGCUUGGAACUUGAUAUUCAUGGUGUUCUUGGUUUUAUCUGUCAAUCAAUCACGCGAAUCAUUUGGGUCAAGGACGGCUGGAUGGCGCUAAUUGUAUUUCGAGCUACAUGCUUGUGCCUUCUCUUCUUCUUUUUCUUUUUGAUACCUUGACUACUACCAGUCGGCGAACUGGAAACAGCAUACAGUCCAUAAUGAGCACAGCAAGCGAGCAGAAGCGAAUAUUCGGGGAAAAUGGAAGCAUGAAAAAUGACAUGGAGUGUCAAACAGGUACCUAGCGAGCGAGAGUGUGGUAUGGUAUGGUAUUGCAAAACCAUCAAAUGAAACGCUGCUGCAGCAAACCACAACUCUCUUCAUAUAUGAUCUUGCCUGACUGAUUGAUUGAUUGAUUGAUUGAUCGAUUGAUCGAUUGAUUGAUUGAUUGACUGGUAUGGGGGAGCUCCUCCAAGAUCUGCCCCCAGGAUGCCCCCCAAUAAUGAUACUUCCCAUCCGUAACACAAAACAAACACAAAAAACCACGUCCCGCACGUCUUAGCGAGAUUGCUUGCACGCGAUAGCCAGACGAAUCGGAUGAGGGGCGAGCGAGGGCGAGGCUUGCUCGUGCUCGUGCCCUUGCGGGGUUGAGUUUUGUUUCCAGUCUUGGUCUUGGUCUUGUCUUGUCAGGGAUGCAUGUGGGUUGGUUGGCUGGGUUGAGUGAGUUGAGUGGUUCUCGGCCAAGAUGGGGCUACGUUCAGGGGUAAGGUUAAGGUAAGGUAAGGUAGGUAAUUUGGGGGGGGG
Cadophora gregata is the source of this 5117-nucleotide messenger RNA. RefSeq lists its product as uncharacterized. Gene Ontology annotation, biological process: transcription-dependent tethering of RNA polymerase II gene DNA at nuclear periphery; protein import into nucleus; poly(A)+ mRNA export from nucleus. NCBI's taxonomy places the organism in Eukaryota, Fungi, Ascomycota, Leotiomycetes, Helotiales, Ploettnerulaceae. Gene Ontology annotation, molecular function: structural constituent of nuclear pore; protein binding. The coding region runs from base 107 to 4249 and encodes 1380 amino acids. Gene Ontology annotation, cellular component: nuclear pore outer ring. The record is from RefSeq and is a predicted model, not a curated record. The transcript has 4 exons.